AUGGAGGCCGGGCAGGGUCCCGGCGGCGCGGCGGCGGGGAGGUUGGCGCGAGGGACCGCGUUCGCCCGGCGGCGCCGCCUGUGGGGAAACCGCGAGAGCUGUGUGGGAGCCCGGUGGGGCUCGGGGUUGUUCCUGCCGAGGCUGAGGCGGCAGGCUCGGGGCCUGCACACACCCUCUGCGGGCUGGGGAGGGGGGAUUCCUGUCAGCCUUUCGCCCGCCCCUGCCGUGAGCUCCCUGGCGGCCUGCGGAGGCGCGGGGACGGUGCCCUUGAGGCCUUUCCGGCGGCCUUUCGCGGGGGGCGGGGAGGGGGACACGGUCCCGAGGGAACUACCUAAGCCUUAUGUGCCGACAGAGGAGGAAAGAAGACUUCUCAAGGAAUGUGCUGAAGAGAGUGCCCGGUAUAGAGCUUUUCCUUUGGCUGCAGCGAGCAUGCUUGCAACUAGUUUCUUAAUUAGGAAAGGUGUUCUAAGAGAUAGCUCAAGAUUUGGCUCUUUUACGAAAGUUGCGUUUGCUGGAAUGUGUGGAUACCUGGCUGGAAAGAUAUCCUACUUGCCAAUCUGUAGCGAGAAAUUUAAGAAACUGAAGGAUUCCCCAAUAGGAGAUGUUCUACGACAAGCUCAGAGACAUAGUUCACAUAACCGUUCCAGUCGGAAAUCUGAAUUUUCAGACAUGCCUUCUCAGUCAUUUACUGAAUCUUCUUCUCCCAGAGCUGGAUUCUCGCUUUCUUCUAGCUAUUCAGAUGAUUAUAGUUCAACAGAUAGAGCCCUCUCAAGUUAUGAACCCGUUCCAUUCAGUGCUUCCCUGAAUGAAUCUUCACCUACAGGAAUUACUGAUUACACUGUUCAAGAUCCUGCUCCAAUUCCAGAAGAAAGUCGUAAAAAAAAAGGCAUCACAUACGAGGAAUUAAGGAAUAAACACAGAGAGACAUAUGAGGUAAUGCUACCACCAAAGGCAGAAACUCCAAGCAAGUUCUCACAGGAAAAACCAGUUAAGGAAGUUAAAGUAAAUAAAUACGGAGAUACCUGGGAUGAGUAAGAGCUGAAUGAAGAGCUGAAGAAAAUUAUCUCCUGUCAGCUAACUUGAACUUCAUCUAGAUUAGUCAUGAGUAUCGGCACCUUUGGUGUGUUCUGCUAGGCACAGCUAUUAAUAAAUGAGGAGAAAAUCCUGACUUGCCAGAAGAUUUAAAAAAAAAAAAAGUAUUUAGGCUUAAUUGUUUUUAAUGUUGCAUAAAUGGCAAGCGAGGCUAUUGUGACGUGUCAUGACCAUAAACCAUUUGUGCUAUUGUUUAAGAAUGAAAAAGGUAACUGGCAAUAACUAAUACAAAUGUAUAGCAAAAGGUAAAAAUAUAUGUAAAUAAAUGCAAUCACAUGUAUUGGGAAGGGAAAAAUACCAGAAUCUUCUCAAAUUUUCAAGACUUGCAUUAAAAGUUACCUGUAGAACUAA
This is a messenger RNA of Aptenodytes forsteri (emperor penguin), 1443 nucleotides long. RefSeq names its product OCIA domain-containing protein 1. The coding region runs from base 1 to 1035 and encodes 344 amino acids. Gene Ontology annotation, cellular component: endosome. NCBI's taxonomy places the organism in Eukaryota, Metazoa, Chordata, Aves, Sphenisciformes, Spheniscidae. The transcript has 8 exons. The record is from RefSeq and is a predicted model, not a curated record.